AAAAGUAUUGCACUGUUCCAAGUCCAAACCAUAUUCGUAGUAAGCAGUUUAAACCUCAAUGAGCAAAUUCCCCAUUAAUCUCCUCAAUAUGCAGCUCUAGUUUCACCACAAAAGCCACUUUUUUCACUUAUAAAACUCUUGAUGACCACCUUAACCACUAGCUGAUCAUUUCCGAAAGCGGUCCAUUGGCUUAACCCUGAACCCUAGAACAACAAGGAGAAAGGAUGGGGAGAGGGAAGAUUGUUAUUCGAAGGAUCGAUAAUUCUACAAGUAGGCAAGUAACCUUCUCAAAGAGAAGAAAGGGGUUGAUUAAGAAGGCGAAAGAGCUCGCAAUUCUAUGUGAUGCAGAAGUUGGUCUUGUGAUCUUCUCCAGCACUGGGAAGCUCUAUGAAUUUGCAAGCACCAGUUAUGUUCCAAGUAAACUAACAUUUGCUGUUUUUACUUGCCAGUUUUGGCAAAGAGAGGCUGCAAUCUUGAGGCAACAACUACAGAAUUUGCAGGAGAACCAUCGGCAACUGAUGGGUGAACAGCUUCACGGUUUGAGUGUUGAAGACCUGCAGAAUCUAGAGAACCAACUGGAGAUGAGUUUGAGGGGUGUUCGUAUGAAAAAGGAACGGAUAUUAACUGACGAAAUACAGGAAUUGAGCCAAAGGGGGAAUAUCAUACAUCAGGAGAAUGUGGAACUGUACAAGAAAGUAAAUCUUAUGCGCAAAGAAAACAUGGAAUUAUACAAGAAGGUUUAUGGAACAAGGAAUGUAAAUACAUCAGAUGGAAAUGCCUUAACUUCAUAUUGUUUUGACUCUGGAGAGGGUUCACAUGUCCCCGUUCAUCUUCAACUAAGCCAACCUGAGCCACAAAAUUAUGACACACCAAAUAGAUCUAAGGAUUAAAGGUAAACGCAGUUUUUAUAUCAAAUAGAAAUCUUUUCAUGUCAACAUCAAUCUAAGUAUAUUCCAUGAAACUGCAGAAGCCCAGGAAAGAAGGUUGUGAGGAAUUCAGACUCAUGUUACUUCAUCCUCAACAAACCUCAAGUCUAUAAGAAAAUUAUUCUUGGAGAGAUGAUCUAGAUAAAGUAUAAUCCGUGCAAUGACCAGUCUGACAUUGUUUGUGGCAGUACAAUGAAAUCACUAAAGUUAUCAGAGGACGAGGAAUCCAUGUACGUGCAAAUCAAAAAUUUAAAUAAAAUAUUGUUUGCACAAAACUAUCUCCUCCAUAAAAAAAAAAAAAUUUACCAUUUUUAAUGAGAUCUAGGUCUUCUUAUACUGUGUUCAUUAAAUAUAUCACAUUCGAAUGA
Theobroma cacao (cacao) is the source of this 1294-nucleotide messenger RNA. NCBI's taxonomy places the organism in Eukaryota, Viridiplantae, Streptophyta, Magnoliopsida, Malvales, Malvaceae. The record is from RefSeq and is a predicted model, not a curated record.